CUUAAAGCCCAUCACACAGCUUGUAUAUUGUCUCCCUCCCCUCUUUCUCUCUCCCUCUGACUCCCAAUUUCUGUGGCGGCUCUCUCUCAGAUUUGGAUCGAGCUCUUGUUCAAGUAAUUAUUCAAUUCUGAGUUCCUGUUUCCGUGAGUUUAUCCGAUUCGAUCUGUUUCUUGUUGAUCUUUAGUCGGUGGUCUCUCAAGAACCGCCAUGGUAGCUGGCGCGCAGCAGCAUCAACAACCACAAUCACAGCUUCAACCUCAAUCGCAGCAACAGACUCAGCAGGCCACACCCUCUGCACAAGAUGAGGCCCUAAAGAGGAACACAGAUUGCGUCUACUUUCUCGCUUCCCCCUUGACAUGCAAAAAGGGAAGUGAAUGUGAGUAUCGCCAUAGUGAGUAUGCUAGGGUUAAUCCCCGAGAUUGCUGGUAUUGGUUGAAUGGUAAUUGCUUGAAUCCCAAAUGUUCCUUCCGUCAUCCGCCUCUUGAUAGCUUCUUAUCACCACAGGCAGCCACUGCUGGUAAUGGUGGAUCAUCCGCACCCCCAUCGCAGAUUGCACCAACUUCUGUAUCACAUGCGCCUUAUAAUUCUACAAAGCCAGCUGUGCCUUGCAUUUUCUUCCAGAAAGGGCUUUGCUUAAAAGGUGACCGAUGUGCUUUCUUGCAUGGACCAAAUCCUAACACCAGUAGUAAAGUUCCUCAUGUUCAGGUGACUAACCAGGUUACUGAGCCUCCAAGUUUUAAGAAGGUUUUUAAUGGCCCAGAUAAGUCAACACAAGAAAGGAAAAAUUCCCAAGCAAACAUUGCAAAGUCAGUUGCAGGCUCUGGAGCUAAGCCUGCCCAAAGUGUUGAAACUGCUUCACAUGGAAAUUUAGUUGCUACAGGGAGGCAUGCACCACCACCACCAAUGGGAUUUGAUAAUGAGGUGUCUAGGUUCAAGGUAGUAAAUGCUCCUCCUGUUGCCAAUGGAACCACUGUUGCCAGGCCAAACCGAGUGUAUCAAUCUCAUGUAUCAGAUGAUCAUAGUUUCCACAACGGCAAGGAAAGUGAUGAAUUCUUGAGAGAAUCCUCACCUGGAUUUGAUGUUCUUGUAGCUGAUGAACUGAGGAAUUCCGAUUACUAUAACAGAGAGGACCAAUUUGGAAAAGCAAAAGGUCAAGAUGGGUUGAACUUGGACUCUGUGAAUGAAUAUGAUUUAGGACAUUCUGUAGAUUAUAAAUCUGUAGCUGAUUUUGACCAGGAAAGAUAUUGUGGCCCACAAGGUUAUGACUCAUACGAUCACAUGCAAGAGACAUAUUUAUGGGAUCAGCCCAGGAAUUCAUCUGAAAGAAUAUUCAGGGCAGCAACCCAUUUAGAAAGGAUGGCUCAUCGCAGAUCUGGCAGUCCUGAAAAUGUUGUGGUCUCAGAUCUCCGACAUCAUUUAUCUAAGCGCAGGAGGGUCAAUGGUUUGAAAUCUGUUGUGAGUCAUGAUUAUGCACAUCAGAGCCAUGAUGAUGAGCAAAGUCACCGAUUCUCUUCUCAAAAGGAUGCUCACCAGUUACCUCUGAAUGAAAGCGCUCUCAGUAAUCGCCUCCGAGGCAGGAUAAAGCUUCCAGCAAAUGGUGGUGACGAAUACAUGGAGAGGGAAUCAGAUAGGGGAAGAAGUAGAACCACAUUGUCACCUGGAUCUAUGCAGGCUCCUCACCUGGGUAGGUUCCGAGAUAGAUUGAGAGGAAGAGUGCAAGAAGAUUGUGAGAGGAAAAACUUCAGGGAUCGACCAAUAAGGAGAGAAAUAGAUGGGGACCAAAAUGUUGAUUUUGAUGGACCAAAAAGUCUUGCUGAACUGCGAAAUGGAAAGAAUGGUAAGAAUAAGGAGCAUCAGUUGCUUGGGAAGAGGAAAAGUUUGAAGGAACAACAACAAUCUGAAGAUGAUUUCUUGUUUGAAGGCCCAAAACCUCUUAGUGAGAUUUUGAAGGAGAAGAGAGCAGCUGGCGUUGAAGCAGCUUCGAAGAGUGGCAAAUCUUCUGAGAAUAAAGGAAACAAUAAAGACACAGAAGUUGCUAAUGGCUCAGAAUACACCUCUGUCACAGAUGCACAAAAUGACACUCUGCCUGCAAAUAAGGAAGACGUUAAGAACCAGGAAUCCAAGUUUCAGUCAACAGAGAACACGAUUGAAAGAGAUGCAGACAAGAUUGAUGUAACUCAUGCUCAAUCAUCUGAAGAAGGAAUGAUGGACAACCAAGCAAUAGAAGACCAGGAGUAUGAAGGUGAUGAUCAGAAGGAUGGUGAUUAUUACUAUGAGCAAGUUGACGAGGGAGACUAUAAUUUUGAUGAAGGUGAAAAUCCAGAGCAGGAAGAAUACAUGGAUGAUGAGGAUGGGGAUGACUUUGCUAAGAAGAUUGGUGUCAUGCUCACAUGAUUACACUGUGUGUAAGUGAAGUGGAACAUGAACAUCUACUCUCUCAAGAGUAUGAUACAGCAGACCUCCAAAAGUUAUCUAGGUGUCUAACUGUCCUGUAUUUCUGCAUAAAAUUUGUUUGUAGAAUUGGGGGAUAUAUAAAUUCGUUUUUUGUAUCCAUUAUCCCUUUACUGUAUUUGCAUCUCUUAUUGAAUGAAGAUUUUCAUAUUUGUAGUGGGGCAUUUUGCUGUACUCUCCGCAUACAAGUGUUAUGCAGAGUUAAAAGCCUGCAACGUUAGAAAGUUAAUAAGAAAGUCGUAUUUACUCUUCA
Messenger RNA from Prosopis cineraria, 2704 nucleotides. RefSeq names its product zinc finger CCCH domain-containing protein 17. Gene Ontology annotation, molecular function: metal ion binding. The transcript is spliced from 3 exons. The record is from RefSeq and is a predicted model, not a curated record. Bases 208 to 2394 code for a protein of 728 amino acids. Lineage: Eukaryota; Viridiplantae; Streptophyta; Magnoliopsida; Fabales; Fabaceae.